Theobroma cacao (cacao) is the source of this 1223-nucleotide messenger RNA. It is a transcript of the gene HD2C, whose product is annotated as histone deacetylase 2C. NCBI's taxonomy places the organism in Eukaryota, Viridiplantae, Streptophyta, Magnoliopsida, Malvales, Malvaceae. The record is from RefSeq and is a predicted model, not a curated record.
CCCUCUCUCUCUUUCCCGCACCGUCGUUCAAAGUCUUAACCGAAUAUUACCUAGGAAAUUUCAUCUAAAAAGCUCGGAAAAACCCUAAGCAUUACUUCUCUCACACUCUCAAUGGAGUUUUGGGGUGCUGAGGUUAAAAAUGGACAGAUCUUUGAGGUUGAAUUGGAGGAUGAUGGCAGUAGGAUCUUGCAUCUUUCACAGGUUGCCCUUGGUGAGGUGACUGGUGAUAACAAGAAAGAAAAAGGAAAUGAAACUGUCUGUGUCUAUCUCAAAAUCAAUGAUGAGAAGUUUGUAAUUGGAACACUUUCUCAAGAGAAAUUCCCCCAGAUACCAUUGGAUUUGGUGUUGCAUGACAAAUUUGAGCUGUCCCAUACCUGGAAGAAUGGUAGUGUCCAUUUUACUGGGUAUUAUGUUGAUACAUCUCAAGGUGGCGAUUCUCAGUCUGAAGAGGAGCUUCCUGAACCUACAAUUAAUCCCAUAAAGCCUCAUGCAACAGAAUCUGAUCCUACUGUGUCAAAAGAGGUUAAGAUUGUGGAACCUAAAAAAGAAGAGGAUGGUAGUGAUGAUGAGGAUGAAGAUGAUACUUCUGCGGAGGAUGAAGAGUCCAGUGAUGAUCAGGAACCAGGCAUGUUGGUUAAUGGUGAGAAUGAAAGUGACGAUGAUACUGACAGUGAUGAAGAUGAUAGUGACGAAGAAAGUUCGGAUGAGGAUCAAGAGACACCGGAGAAGGCUGAACCAAGCAAGAAGAGACCUGCAGAGUCCACUACGAAGACCCCUGCUCCAGAAAAGAAGGCAAAACUGGUCACUCCGCAAAAGACAGAUGGCAAGAAAGUGGGUGGACAUACUGCAACUCCUCACCCUUCAAAGCAAGCUGGAAAAGCAUCAGCUGCCACUGGACAGGUGAAGCAGAAUCCGAAGUUAGGUGGUUCAUCAUUCCCUUGCAAGUCUUGCGGCAGGUCAUUUGGCUCUGAAAAUGCUUUACAAUCUCAUUCCAAGGCAAAGCACGGUGCUGCAGUGUAAAAAUGAUUCGGUCCAAUAUAAUAUCUUUGUUUGAAUUUUGAUAACUAUGGAAUGGACAAGUGGUGGAUAUUGACUAGUUAAAUGUUUGAAGUAAAUGUAAUUGACCUUUGUAGGGCCCUUUGAAAUUGGCUUAUGUUUUGGAUGAUGCUUUCUAUGUGAAAAGAGUAAUGUUUGCAAAUUAUAAGGCUAUUACUUAAAUGAAA